GGCCUAUUGUUGGCCGAAACGCGUUCGCACGCGACAUCCGGGCCUAUUGGUCUGGCGUUCUGACUUGAGAAAUCUUUUUCUUACCUUUCUCGCUGUUAGAUCUUAGUUCUAGUCUUAGAUCUACUCUUAGGAGGCUUGCUGCGGAUCGAAUCCUAUAUUUUCCCAGCUGGGGGCACUCAGUGUGUUCACUCCAGUCCUCAGGGCACCUGAGGAGACUGAGGAGGCUCCAGUGCAUACACCUGACACGCUGGAGCCUCCUCAGCCUCCUCAGGUGUGCGUACACGUGAAACAAUGGAGCCUCCUCAGUGUCCUCAGGUGCGCAUGGCCUCCCUUUGAAACACCCCCCAACCACCAUUCACCGUUCAAUCACCCCUCACCGUUCAUGGGGGUGCGGAUCUCAUGGCUGAUGUUUGCCAAGAACUGGCUCUUGGCCUGGCUGGCUGCUUCUGCCGCCUCCUUGGCUUUCCUGAGCUCCUCCUCGUGCCUCUUGAUGUCUCUCAAGUCGUGCCACACCGACACCACCUUGGUCUCCCCAUUCACGUGCAUCAGCUGCAGGCCAGAGAAACACAGGGCAGAACAAGGAGGAACAAGGGUGAUGGCGAGAGGAGCAGCAGGGGUGAACGCCUUCUGCCGCCUCCUUGGCUUUCCUCAGCGCCUCCUCGUGCCUCGUGAUGCCCCGAAGGUCAUGCCACACCAACACCACCUUCACGUGCAUCAGCUGCAGUCGAGGGGGGGAUGGAUGGAUGGAACAGGGGUGAUGACACGAGACAGCGCACGGGGAAGAGAGUGCCAUCCGCGCUGUAGUGCCAGCACUCCUCAAUCGCGCAUUCGCCCCGCAUCAUGCGCUCUGUCAUGCGCCCCAUCUUCGCCAUCACGCUCUCCCCGUCCGGCUGCAUCACAGGCGUGAACAUCGGCACGCUCAGCAUGUGACAGAUGGCGGCUUUUGAUUGGUACCCGAGCAUCUGCACUGCCGCCUCGUUGCACUCCUCAAUGAGCUUCUUCUCGUCGAAUCCCAUUAUGAAAAUCGGAUCCUGUGGGGUUUUUGGGCGGCAAGAGUGCAGGAGGAUAAGGGGUUGGGCGGCUGUUGGGAUGCAAUUUGGCCUAGGGGGGAGGAUAUGAUAUGAUACGUGGGUCUGUACGAAGCCAAUGUGAAUGAAAUGGGACUUAAAGA
Closterium sp. NIES-67 is the source of this 1171-nucleotide messenger RNA. NCBI's taxonomy places the organism in Eukaryota, Viridiplantae, Streptophyta, Zygnematophyceae, Desmidiales, Closteriaceae. The record is from the annotation of a GenBank genome assembly.